GUAGCCACAACCUCCUUAAUAACCGUGGUGACGUCUCCCUGGAGGAGUGGUUUGCCUCGCCGUGUGUGAAUGUGUGUGUGUUGUGGGAGGGGGCGCGCUGCUCCUAGUGCGCAUGACCCUUCGGUUGUAGCUGCAGCAGCAGAGCUGUGGCGAAAGAAAUCGUAACAGUACGAGACAUGGCUAGAGAUGGCGAGGGAUACGAUCAGACUGCGAUCACGGCUGCUGAUGCUCUUUUAGACGAACGGGGGCCUUAAAAAUUAUACCAAAAAUAAAAGAAAAAAUAUUUUAAAAAAACAACAACAACAACAAAAAAAAAACACCAUCUGAUUUUCAUACAGAGAAACAUCCAGCACGAAAGAAGGAAACAAAAAACCGCGCUUGUCUGAUGUGAAGACUUCUCCGGACCUUCCUCUCACAGAUCAGAUAGAUGUUUUGUCCACAAGCUUGCACGAAUAAUAAUGAAUGCUCAGCUGUCGAUGGAGAAUAUUGGCGAUCUGCACGGGGUGAGCCAUGAGCAGGUGCCAACUACGGCUGACCUGAUGAGCAACAGUAGCCCUCAUCACAGAAGCUCAGUGGCCCAUCGCAGCAACCACUUGUCGGCCCAUGCGCGCUCCAUGGGCAUGGCAUCCAUCCUGGAUGGCAGUGACUAUCAUCACCACCGCCCCCCUGACCACGCUCUGGCUGGACACCUGCACCCUACCAUGACCAUGGCUUGUGAGGCUCCCCCGGGCAUGAGCAUGAGCAGCACCUACACCACUCUCACUCCUCUGCAGCCACUACCUCCCAUCUCGACCGUCUCGGACAAGUUUCCUCACCACCAUCACCACCACCACCACCAUCCUCACCAGCGGAUCCCGGGCAAUGUGAGUGGCAGCUUCACCCUGAUGAGGGACGACAGGGGACUGGCUUCAAUGAACAAUCUCUACACCCCUUACCACAAGGAUGUAACAGGGAUGGGGCAAAGCUUGUCUCCCUUGUCAGGGUCCGGGCUGGGGGGCAUUCACAACUCCCAGCAGGGGCUGCCCCCGUACGCUCACCCAGGAGCCACUAUGCCCACAGAGAAGAUGCUGACACCCAAUGGCUUUGAAGCCCAUCACCCUGCCAUGCUGGCCAGGCAUGGUGAUCAGCAUAUGUCUGCUUCUUCAGCGGGCAUGGUGCAGAUCAACGGGAUUCACCAUCACCCUCACGCCCACUUAAACACCCAGAGCCACGGACAGGUGCUGGGUUCCACCAGGGAACAAAAUCCAUCUUCUGUGCCUGGAUCGCAGGUCAACAAUGGAGGCAGUUCAGGGCAAAUGGAAGAAAUCAAUACCAAAGAAGUCGCCCAGAGGAUCACCACUGAGCUUAAAAGGUACAGCAUCCCCCAGGCCAUCUUUGCACAGAGGGUGCUGUGCCGAUCGCAGGGGACCCUCUCUGACCUGUUAAGGAACCCCAAACCUUGGAGCAAACUGAAGUCCGGACGGGAGACAUUUCGGAGAAUGUGGAAGUGGCUGCAGGAGCCUGAAUUCCAGAGGAUGUCAGCUCUCAGGCUCGCAGGUGAGCGAACAAUAGCGUGCAAGAGAAAAGAACAGGAACACGGCAAGGGAGAGAGGGGCAACAUCACCAAAAAGCCAAGGCUGGUCUUCACGGAUGUCCAACGUCGAACUUUACAUGCAAUAUUCAAAGAAAACAAGCGUCCGUCCAAAGAAUUGCAAAUAACCAUUUCCCAGCAACUGGGUCUGGAGCUCACAACUGUCAGCAACUUCUUCAUGAACGCGCGGAGGAGGAGUCUGGAUAAGUGGCAAGACGAUGGGAGCACCAACUCAGCCAACUCAUCUUCCUCAUCGAGCACUUGUACCAAAGCAUGAAGGAAUAACUGCUGACUGGACCUCGGUGGAAAAGCUUUAAAAAAAAAUACCAGGACCUCAAGAAGACAGUUUUUUUUUUCCUGAAAACUGUUUGAGAAAAAAGACGAUACAAUAUUUAUAAUAUCCAAAGAAAACCAAAGACUUCUUUCACCUGCAUUAUUAAAUACGUGUUCUGCAACACACCUUAGUGGGACAUCUUGCAAAAAAAAUACACUGGUCGUGCACCUUCACCCAUGAUCAUCGUUUGAAGUAUUUGGCUGUUAUGGUGGUUUGAAGCAUAGUGGUUCUUGUCAUUGAAUGGACAUUAUUUCUGCCCAUGAGCCAUUGAAUUUAUUUUGUUAUACCACGAAGGUGUAUGAUGUAAAAUAAUGGAAAAAAAAACACUGUGUACGUACCAGUGGUUAGGGACCUUGUAGAACUGGCCUGCGAUAUGGGUUGUGCUGUGGCACAGCUUGAAUGUUGUGGAGUCGUUUGUGUUCUGUUGAAUAUUUAUUCGAUUCCUGUCCGUCAGGACUUGAACCUGGGAGCUCAAAGAUCCGGCUGUAAGUGUUCAGACUUGGUGGAGCCAACUUGAAUGUCACCGAACACAGUAGUGCUUUCUUCCUAAUUGUUAAGGAGUAUACAGGAAAACCAGGAUACACCACAUACAAAAAUAUUCCAACUUAUAGUAGUAAUAAUUACUUCUAAUGUUAUAGCAUACCAAAGAAAAAACGUUAUUUUUCAAUGCAGAUUACCCAAAGAGUACUUCCUACAAGAUUACUAGGAGCUUUCUUUAUGAAAUGCAAUUUAUCAUGUAAAGAAAAUGUCUGUUACAAUGUAUUGUUUCUUAACGAGAGUUACCAAAUGACAUGGUUCAGUUGAGUUUAAUUUUCUGAAUUAUUAUUCCACUUAACAGGUAAUAGCUGAAUCCAAAUAUUUGUAUGAUGUCAGUGGGCAUACAUCUUAUUGAGCUUUUACUCAGAAAAAAUGCAAUGUUUUUUACUCAGCAUUAAUCUUACUAGAAUUUGAUCGCACAAUCAAAUCAAAGAUCUGCAAUAUCCUUUGCUACAGAUCAGCUCAUAUUGUUUUAAAAUCUUAUUUUUAAUUUGAUAGUGACAGAAGGACACCCAAAAGCAAUUAAAUGUUCACAGAUGAACAAUUCUACAUAGAAUUCUACAUUGAUUCUACGAAUCAAGGAACUUUAAUAUGAAGUGUAACUUUAUUGAAGUGUAUAGGCUACCAUACCCGAUUUCCAAACACAAACAACAAUUUGGUGUGAAUAUGAUUGACAAAAGCCUUCUGAUAUUUAUAUAGUGUGCUUAUUUUGACAGCCUUUCUUCUGAGCUUUAAUUUAGAAAUACAAAGAGCUUUUUUGCACCAAGGAGUUAAAAUCAUCUCACCAUUCACUUUAUAAGAUAGAAUAACCUCUAAUAACUCAUAACACUAUAAGAGAUUGUUCAUUUGUUUCAUCUUCAAAAGUGGCGAGCCUUAUCUGUUGUUUCUUUUUCAUUUUGAAUGCCUAAUAUUUUCAGGGAGAUUGAAGGCACUGCUUUCUAAAUGCUUUAAAUAUAUUUUGUAUUAAACACUUACUAAAUACCAGCUGCUAACAACCAAAGAUAUAAGCUUAUUCAUUAGCAUUGCAUUGCAAAACUUCAGGCUGAAUCAAGACCUUAUUAUUUCCUUGCCAAAGCUAAUCCACAGAGUAUGUAUGACACAGGUCAAGCCUGUCUACUUACAUUGCACCCUAUCUAUAAAACUCUCCUUUGCACCAAAUGUUCAGGAACAUUAGUUUGGAAAUAAAGCUUUAUAAUAUAAUUUUAAAAAGUCAAAGUAAUUUGUCCCACACAAGCUGUUUUUCAGAUGUUUAUAGAUAAAUUACAUAGUGCAUGCAAUCAAAGUGAUAGCAUAUAAAAUAGUUUGCUACCCAGGCAUCUUUUUCAGCCACAUGAUGCAUCUUUAAAGCAUGUACCUACUAUUUUUAUUCAUUGUAUGUAUCCAAAAAUAUACCAAGAUAUAAAAGGAAAAGUGAUAUGUCUUUAAGAUAAACCUGAUUAUAAAGCAUCUUUUAUGUGAAAUGUUACGGAACAGUGAAUUCAGAUAGUGUAUAUAGCAUACCAUUGAUGUAGCAUUGCUACUGGUGUAACAUGGAGUAGGUUGAAAUACAUGGCCCUGAGGGUCUGACCUACAGUGUGACACAAAGGGGAAAUUUUACUAAAUUAGAGCUUGGACUAUUUUCAGAGAAGACAUCCAAUUUUCCACCACAUCAAAUUAACACCCCUCAAGGACAAUAGGAUCCUAGUAAUUACUGAAGUUUUCCCCAAAGAACACCUGCCAUCAGAGUUCAAAACCAGUAGCAUUUUCAGACAAAUCAGUGAAUAAAACAAAUCAAUUACAGUGAGGUAUAUUAAGUUUGAAAUGACACUAUGUUAACAAUCAGAAGAAAGGUGCUUCUUUCUGAUUAUGAGAUAUCCCAUGAUUAUUGGAAAAAAAAGUUUUUAGCACGACUUGGCUUGACAUUCUUUUAAUAUAGAUUUUGCAUUCGCUUUUGUGCUUUAAUUAUUUGAUCACAUAUUUCAACACAUUCAGGAGUUAUUUUUUAAUUCAUUCAAAAUAACGAAUAUGUUUUUUGUAUUAUAUUCCUAACAGAAUUUAGAAUUUCUUACCAAAGCCGCCAUAAGAGAGAUUUAACCAGUCAUCAGAAUGUGUACAGUUUUCUGUCCUGAAACCCCUCUGUCCUCACUGCUUGUGAAACUGCAGUUGACUUAAAUAUAAACUAUAGCACAGUAAGAUGGAUUUCAUUGUUUCUGUUUCUUUGAAGUUUCAUAACGUCCCUCAAUCUACCGAGAAUGGAUGGAAACUAUGCAUUUAACAAAUGGGAAGAAAGCACUGUGUAUGCCUAUGAUAUCCUGACCAGGGUGCAUUCAAAUUGAAGAGGCCCAAUGAAUGAAUGGUAGUCCACGGUUUUAACACUUUUCUGGCCUUGUUGUUUCUUGUGGUGUGGUUAGCUUUACAAAAAUAUAUUUGGUAACCAUUUACUAGUAUUACAACGAAGAAGCAAAGUUAAAAAAUAGCUGCUUCCACAUGUAAAAAAAAAAGAAAAAUGUGUAGAAAUCUACUAUUUAUAGUGUGAACCAAAGACGCUACCUCACUCGAUUUCCAUUUGUGAUUCUAAUCACAUUGAUGAUACCAAAGAAUACCAAAGAUUUUUUUCCUGCACGGCCUACAUGAAUGAAGUGGUGGAUUUUUGGUGUCCUUCCUUCCUCCCCUUGACCUUGACCUAACUCAGUGUAACCUUUCUUCAUUAGAGAAAACCAAUAUUUAAAAGCUAUAGGCAAACAUGUUGCAAACUUUGUAAAACUCACAGGACGAGUGCCUUGCUUGAACCAAAGUGUUAAACCACUGUUGACCUCUAUGAUCUCACCUUAUACUCUAUGAAUACCUCAGCCUCUCGAAAGGCCACUAUCGAAGACAAAAGGAAUAAUUCUUUCACUGUGGUGCUUUUGCCAGUGCAACCAUGCAAUGAAAACAUACCAAAGGAUUUUUUUUCCACUUUUUUGCUGACAAACCAAAGCUCUUUCCUUCAUACACACGCUCCUCCCUCCUUGCCCUAUUGCGUCAUCUUUAGGAAGCUCCACCAUGUAGGUCGUGCACUGCUUUUACCAAUUUCUCUGAAUACCUCAUAGUAAUAAAUCCUUAGGGUUAUGUUGUAUAGAGAGUCUAUGUGAUUAAGGCAGAACUUAACUAGUUUGAUAAUUGUUACCGUUACUUCAGAAAAAAAGCUUUAUAAUUAUUUAUUUUGUAGUUUUGGCAGAACUGCCCUGUUUUGCUCACGGAAGAUGUGUUUUGAGAAUUGGUGUAGUGUGGCAGGAAAGAAAGAAAAAAACAGACUUUUAUUUUUUAUUACGAUUUUUUGUGUGUUACUCUAAUGAUCGUAGACUAUUCUUUUUUACAGGGUAAAACCAACUGCUGUGAUAAUGUGUUUAUAUUUUUCCCUUUUUGCUACUUAUGUGUUGUGAUUUGAUUUAAUUUAAUUGCAUUUUUUGUAUUGCUUAUUUAAUCACUACUUUAAUUUAUGCAUUUGUAGAAAAUAUAGAUUUGUAUAUAGUAGGGUUUGGGAAAAAAAAAAACAAUACAGAAAAAUACAGCCAAAGUUUUAUGUUACACCUUAUUUUUUCAUGCUUAGAUAUGAUGAAGGAGUGGGAUUUUUUAUUGCAGGGUGUACCUUCAACUAUGUCUCAGCAGGCACUUCAAUAUGUGUUAUAAACACUGCCAGAUACCAAAAAAAGUUGAAUUGCCAAUGACAACAAGGUUUUAAAGAUGUUACUUUGUUACUCAAAAGGCAAAAAGCAGUGUAUGUGGUUUUUUAAAUUAUUUUGACUUUUUAAAAAUGGUUCUUUUAUGGGUAAGACUGCACAUCCAAAGAUUUAUAAAAUGAAAAAAAAAAAUGAAAAAAAAAUGUUUAAUGUUGAAAAGCACUGGCAUUUGUGAGGUAGAACUUUUGAGUUUUCAUUUGACCAUUCGCACAGGUACAGAACGUAGAGAGCGUAGAACUUUGUAGACAAGCUAACCUGACCUUGGGGACAUCCUGUUUAAUGUACAAUCUGAAGCUUUCCAAAAAAAAGGACUGCAAGUCCUUGUUACUUUGCUGGCUCAUGCACUGAGUGAGAUGUGGACUUGAUAGGGCAGCCGGCCUGCCAGGCAGCUGUGACACACUGCUGGGUAUAUUUUUUAAUGUGGCACUGCUGUCUAGUUCCCUCUAGUAUCUGUUACUUUGGGUGCAUACUCGUGUAAUGAUAAUGAGCAAAGUCUAAUAAAUCUGCAAAGCAACUGAACCAAUCAGUGUGUACGUAUAUAUGAGACUGCAUGGUAUGUCAUUUACAAAACAAGAAUAACAACAACACUUGAAUUAUUAUCAAGGAUGUUCCUUCCUCAUUAGGUUGAAAAAUGAAAACAAAACAGGCCCAUACAUUAGGAAAGACCAGCCUAUCACAGGUUUAUUUCAGUGGUUUUAAUAUAAAAUUACUAUAGCAUAAGAUAUUUUUGUUGUUUGUUAUCAGCUAAAAAUGGUCUUCUUUCUCAUAACAGAGGUUAUUAUGCUCUAGAUGGAGGGAUUUAAUAAGUAGUAAAGGUAGACUAAUGUGAUUUUUUUUUCAUCCACCACUAUAAAGGAAAGCAUUCAAUUAUCUUAUACAUCCAGGAGUUAGUAUUAUAUUUUACUCCAGACAGUUUUAAAACUAAUGGCUACUCUGCUUAAUACAGUAAUAUGCUUUCAAAGCCCAUAUGUUUAAAUAGCAAGUCAUCUGUAUUUUUGAGGUGCACUUUAAGGGGAAAAUAUUUUUAGAUGCUCGGAAUAAAGAAAAAGCACUGCUAACUUUGUUAUAUCUAAAGCCUGCAUAGGCUUUUAUUGUAUAAAAUACAAUAAGAUUGAGCAAGAACUAGAAGGAGUGAACAGAUCUUCAAUAAAAUGUGUAUUAUCCAAAUUGAAGUGGCAUCUUAAGACAUUGGGAAAGAUUAAAAUUAGGCCUUUAAAAGCAAGAGAAAUCGCCAAUGUAAUGUAUCCUCAGUCGCCAAACUCCAGCUUGGACAAAAUACAGUUGUUGUUUUUUUCUACAGACAUACUGUAUAUUGUUAUUAAUACAAUUCCUGAAUGUAUAACAAGAAUCUGGCAUAGUUUCAGACAACAUAAAUUAAGCUUUAACUUUUUUGACAAAUUCAAGUGUUCCUUCAAGUACAAUCCUAUGACAGUUCUUGGAAGUGUGUGUGAGUCUUAUUAUGGCUAUGAAUUAGCAGCUUCAAGAAAAAGGGGGUCUCCCACAUGCAAGAUAGCUUGACUACUAGUAACAAAACUGAGAGCGCCAAAGACAAUCACCGGAAAAACAAUGAUGGGUAGCUAUAGACUCUUCCACAAGCAAGAGGGAGUUCUUCCAACAGUGAAAAUUACAAAGAGGUUUAGAAGGUUUUGAUAAAAGAAAAAAUAACUUGCUUACAUUUUUCAAAUUAGAAAGCAGUAGUUGUUUAUGCGUUUGCAUCUGCAUUUCAGACUAAGUGAUUCUUGUAUCUGAUUACAGUUUAUUGCAAAUAUUUUGUCAAUCUCUCCCUUUCUCUCUUUCUCUGUCAAGCGCUUCUUAUGUAUUUUUGUGUGUAGCUGAAAAGUGGGUAUUACUAUAGGCAUUCCUCAGGUUUCUUUAAACAGUAGGUAUUUUUCCUGUAAUGCUUCACAGUUUUCUUUGUAAUUUAGUUUCUGUUUCUUCCGGCUUUGCUACUGUUCUCUCUCUAUGCCGUGCAAUAUCAUCUGCUGUGUUUGCUAAGCAAAAAAAGAAGCAAGUGAUGAUGUCAUCAUGCUUUUUCAGUGUUAAAAUGUUUCAGCGUUUCUGUAGUCACAAAAAUGUAGAAAAUAAAAUGUUGGGUUUUCCAGCACUUUAUAUUUGGA
Messenger RNA from Lepisosteus oculatus (spotted gar), 8256 nucleotides. It is a transcript of the gene onecut1, whose product is annotated as one cut homeobox 1. Gene Ontology annotation, cellular component: nucleus. Gene Ontology annotation, molecular function: DNA-binding transcription factor activity, RNA polymerase II-specific; RNA polymerase II cis-regulatory region sequence-specific DNA binding. Lineage: Eukaryota; Metazoa; Chordata; Actinopteri; Semionotiformes; Lepisosteidae. Gene Ontology annotation, biological process: regulation of transcription by RNA polymerase II. The record is from RefSeq and is a predicted model, not a curated record.